GUGCUGUCAGAUAGGAAGUUUUUGCCAUGAGUGGGUGCCCAUUUUUAGGAAAGAACAUUGGAUAUACUUUUAAGCAACUGUCUCUGAAAGGCAGUGAAGAAGACAAAUCACAAGAUGGUGUGAACAAAGCCAGCAAAGGAGGACUCAUCUAUGGGAACUAUCUGCACUUGGAAAAAGUUUUGAAUGCACAAGAACUUCAAAGUGAAUUGAAAGGAAAUAAAAUACAUGAUGAACAUCUUUUUAUUAUAACUCAUCAAGCUUAUGAACUCUGGUUUAAACAAAUCCUCUGGGAACUAGAUUCUGUUAGAGAGAUCUUUCAGAAUGGUCAUGUCAGAGAUGAAAGAAAUAUGCUCAAGGUUGUUACUCGGAUGCACAGAGUGGCAGUGAUCUUUAAACUUUUGGUACAACAAUUUUCAGUUCUGGAAACAAUGACAGCCUUGGACUUCAAUGACUUCAGGGAGUACUUAUCUCCAGCCUCAGGCUUCCAGAGUUUGCAGUUUCGUCUGUUAGAAAACAAGAUAGGUGUUUUCCAGAAUUUACGAGUUCCUUAUAACAGAAGACAUUAUCGUGAUAAUUUUAAAGGAGAAGAUAAUGAACUGCUAUUAAAGUCAGAGCAGGAAAAAACACUUCUGCAACUAGUGGAGGCAUGGCUGGAAAGAACACCAGGUUUAGAACCACAUGGAUUCAACUUCUGGGGAAAACUUGAAAAAAAUAUUAUCAAAGGUCUGGAAGAGGAAUUCAUAAGAAUUCAGGCUAGGGAAGAAUCAGAGGAAAAAGAAGAACAAAUGGCUGAAUUUCAGAAACAAAAAGAAGUGUUACUAUCUUUAUUUGAUGAGAAACGCCACGAACAUCUCCUCAGUAAAGGGGAAAGGCGGCUGUCAUACCGAGCACUUCAGGGGGCUUUGAUGAUCUAUUUUUACAGGGAGGAACCUAGAUUCCAGGUCCCUUUUCAGUUGCUGACUUCUCUUAUGGACAUAGACACACUCAUGACCAAAUGGAGAUAUAACCAUGUGUGCAUGGUGCACAGAAUGCUUGGCAGCAAGGCUGGCACUGGUGGGUCCUCAGGCUACCAGUAUCUGCGCUCCACUGUGAGUGACAGGUACAAGGUAUUUGUAGACCUCUUCAACCUUUCAACAUAUCUGGUUCCACGACACUGGAUUCCGAAGAUGAACCCAAUCAUUCAUAAAUUUCUGUACACGGCUGAAUAUUGUGACAGCUCUUACUUCAGUAGUGAAGAUUCUGAUUAA
This is a messenger RNA of Elephantulus edwardii (Cape elephant shrew), 1247 nucleotides long. RefSeq names its product tryptophan 2,3-dioxygenase (gene TDO2). The record is from RefSeq and is a predicted model, not a curated record. Lineage: Eukaryota; Metazoa; Chordata; Mammalia; Macroscelidea; Macroscelididae. Bases 27 to 1247 code for a protein of 406 amino acids. Gene Ontology annotation, molecular function: L-tryptophan 2,3-dioxygenase activity; heme binding; metal ion binding. The transcript has 12 exons.